Molecule: messenger RNA, 4661 nt
Organism: Diachasmimorpha longicaudata
Lineage: Eukaryota; Metazoa; Arthropoda; Insecta; Hymenoptera; Braconidae
Gene: Rig
Product: rigor mortis
Exons: 2
Coding region: 183-4274 (1363 amino acids)
Biological process (GO): spliceosomal snRNP assembly
Cellular component (GO): SMN complex; nucleus
Molecular function (GO): mRNA 3'-UTR binding; protein binding
Source: RefSeq, a predicted model, not a curated record
AGUCUAUCCUCUACGGAUGGGACUUUCGUUAAUCGCAUUUACUUAGUAGCUCAACUUAGCGUAAUCUGACAAUGGAUCAACCUGCAAAACUUUGUUACAGCCUAUUGGUUCUUACUUUCUUCGACUCCUGUUAAUAGCAAUAUUAGAUCUGCUCCAGAACAACGAGGCUACAGCUCCGGAAAAUGAACGAAUUGACUCUUCCCCCCUCGCCAAACUGGUAUCUCAGCACGGCAUUGGCAUGUGCUAGAGAUGGUACAAUUGCGUGGGGUACAAAAGCAAGUUUAAUCGUAGCUAAACAUAUCUCAAAGGACAACAAAGCUCUCACCUACGCUACCAUUCCCAACAUUCACACUGAGAAAAUAAACUCUGUAGUAUUUUCUCCUGACUAUGGCCGACCGGGGAGGAACUUAAUCGCCACGGGUGGCAAUGACCUCAGCGUUAAAGUCUGGGACCUCAAGCAGAUGAAGUUGACCUCGACAAAGAGUUUUAUUGAAUCGGAACACAAAGUAAUCAGUGUAGACUGGUCAAGGAGUGACCCUAAUUUAAUUUGCGCCAUUAGCAGUCAAGGAUCCCUCCUCACCUGGCAGUAUACCUUUAAUACUAGUCAAAUAUUUCACUUAGGCAAGUUCACUGCAAGCUGUCUCUCCUGCAGUCCCCACAACCCCAAUCUCAUUGGAAUAGGCACAAAAUCAGGGCUCAUUUACAUUGUCAACUCUUACGGAAAAAUAAUCCACAAACUUCGUGGUCACGAUUACGAAAUCGUCAGCCUUUCCUGGUGCCCCACACCUCUAAAUAUAUUUAAAGAAGAUUGUCCCAAAGACUACCUCCUUGCCUCAGGUGCCAAGGACCGUUUCAUCUACAUCUGGAGACCUGCAACAGAUGGUAGAUACGAAGUUAAAGUACCUAUUCCCAACUCUCCUCAGGACAACACCACGCACAGAACAAAAUUAAGUAGCAACCUUUUCACGGUGGUUCUCUGGGUAGAACCUGGUAUUCUCGUUGCUAAUUCCGCAUUUGGUGAACUUUUGGCUCUUAAACUCAAUUCAGUGAAAGGAAAUUCGAAGCCAGAUUGGAGGGUACUUCAUGGUCAUCAUUCUAGAGCUAUCUUCUCAAUAUCAAGUUACGUUAAACCCCAAACUGGAGAGGAGAUCAAGCCAUCUGACGAUGAUAACUGGAGAACAGAAAAAGAGGAAAUGGUGUCAAAAAAUAGAGAGAUCUGGACGACUGGACAGGAGCGUCAGGUAAUCUGCACUGUUUUGGGGGAUGAAGACGAUACUUGGAGAACGCAUUACAGCAUUCACACACUCUCCGGUUACGUCUACUGCAUCGCGCCCUGUCCCUUGGAUACCUCAAGGAUUGCCAUUGGUGUUGGUGAUGGAAUGUUGAGGAUUUGGAAUUUAUCGGAGCCCCAUGAAACUACAUGUGAUAUCAUCACUGCUUGGCAAGACAUAAAAGACAGAGUAACUGCUAUAGCCUGGCAUCCUGAUAAGGAAAAUCUUCUAGCUUAUGGAACCAGUGAAGGACGAGUUGGCGUUUACGAUAUUUUUAACGUUUCCAAACGUCCUGUUGUCUUCAAGAUGCAUCACAGAAAGACUAUCUAUCGUCUCGAAUGGGGCCCAAGUCCUUCAACGUCACAUUCCUCCAAUGAUAAAAAUCCAUCAACGUACUUACUCUUCUGCUGUGGAGAUGGAGAGCUUACUUGUUUCAAUUAUGAUAAACCACAGCAAGAGCCUAAGGUGAUCAUUAAGAAAAGCUGCACCGACAUAGCAUGGAAACCGAACUACUCUUGUCUAGCUGUUGGCCAUGAUGAUGGAUCUAUCUCCUUCUUGAAUGAUCAACUUGAGACUUUUGGAAAAACAAUUUUCUUAUUGAAGAAACCAGUCGAGUGUCUCACUUGGCAUCCAGACAGCACUGCAACAGAUCUUAACUUGUCUCACUUCAGAAAUUAUCUCGCUGCCUCUACCACCUCUCCCAUCAUCACUGUUUUUGACAUGUCGGCCAUGAUAGAAAUGUUGAAUAAGAGGGAGCAGAGUAAAGACACCAGCCAGAAUUUCUAUAAAGUAUUAGCAAAUCUCUCUGGACACUCUGACAGAAUUUAUUCACUUGCCUGGAGUCCCCACAUCAGUGGAUACCUCGUGUCAGGUAGUGCUGAUAAUACUGUUCAAGUCUGGAACAUUGAACGACAGGAGAUACUUGGAACCUACACCGAUCACUGGGGUGCUGUCCAAUCGGUUAUGUGGAGUCCACUGGAUCAUAAUUUCAUAUUUUCUGGUUCUUCAGAUUGUUCACUCCGUGUUUGGAGAUUCCCAGAUCAAAAAGUAGUACUUCCAACUGCAGAACUCAUCGGUGCAACUAAUAAAUCGAAAAAAUUUGCCAAGAAAUCCACAUCAACGUACCAAACAAAUGAAAAGUCAAAUGGUGAAGCAAUUAAGUCAAUGGUGAUGUCCGCUGAAGCGUUGUCUGCAGAGGAAUCCAGUGAUAAGUCAUUGGAAAGGAUACUCAACGUAAAAGAGAAAGAUAAGAAACGAGGAAAAAAAGUUAUCGCCUAUUUUCCCAAUUACCGAAAGCAAAUAAAUGAUAAAGAAACAGUGCUGAAAUCUUGUUUGGAGUUGGCGCGACAAGUAAAAGGUUUCGAAUCGUCUCAGACGAUUUUCGGAAGCAAAGACACACUAUCAAAGAUCCUCGACGUGGAGAGAGAGACUCAUUGGGAGGAGGGACACCUGAUGAUGACAGUGGAAAUGAGUUUGUGGGAUAAUAAAUUGAAAGAAACCAUUACAAGGGCGAUGGAGACUCAAUCAUUGAGUGAUUUCAUGGUCUCCCUUGCUCCAAACCUCAGCAUGAAAUUCUGGAGAGAAGUCAGCGAAGCUUACGCCAAUCAGCUGAUUCAAGAGGGCAAUCCAAUGAAAGCUGCAUCUUAUCUCCUGAGUCUCCAUAAAAUUCAUGCAGCAAUUGAUGUUUUGUUACAGGGAAAAUUAUACAAAGAAGCUUAUGUAAUAGCCAAAUGCAAAUUAGAUCCUCAUGAUGAAAUUUUUAAAGAGAUAAACAGGGAGUGGCUAGGAGCUGUCAUCAAGAGUGGCUCUUUCGAGGAAGCUGCACUCUGUUUGGUAGCUAAUGGAGAUUUCUCAGAGGCUGCACGAAUGUUAACGAGGAGAAAGGAUACGUCGAUACUUGUGACAUCUGCUAAAUUAGCGAGUAUGGGCAACAAUCAAGAGUUGAGUGAUUCAAUCAUUGAGGAAGCUUUAAAUCUAGAAUUGUCAAAGUUCAAUUACGAUAGGUGUAAGAAGCUGCUGGAGGAAUUUCGUAAUUCGCAGUAUCGAUUAAUUCAAGUAGAAGCUCAUGAGGAAUUGAAGAAGACAAUUGAUGAGAACUUCGAAACGAAUUUUGUUGAAAACUGGCUUACGGGGAAAUCUUGUUAUGGAUUAAUCGAAACCUUGAAGAACAAGUUUGAUUUGAUGAAGAUAAAUACUGAGAAUUUCUCCUCGUUCUAUAAUAAGUUAAAGGAAGUUGCUUAUCCUCCGACCGAUGGAAUCAAUCGUACAGAAUCAAUGCUUUGGCUGUCAAUCAGCAAAACUAUUGCGUUGGCCGCUGCUGCUCCAGAUGAACACCGCAGAAUUCAACAUCUCGUUGAAACACUAGGGGCCAUUUCUCACUAUGAAUUGAUGCAUUCAGGGAAAUCUGCUGGCGUUCAGAAGGGACUUUUUAUCAGAGUUCUUUCCAUUUUAGAGAAGACAAGACCUGCGGAAGAAAACUCGAUGUUUUAUUUCGAGGGGAAAGAUAAAACAAGAGUGGAGGGCGUUCAGAAAAGUUUGAGGGUGUAUUUGUGUCUCGGACUCAUCAACUGGCUGCUGGAGACGAUCAGUAUAAUUCAGGAAGAUAAUAACGAAACUUUAGUCAAUUCCGUCGUAGAACUCAUUGGAAAGUCCUUGGAAUUUGCCAUGGAUCAGGAGAGUGUCAAGUACUGGAUAAGAAUGACUAAAAUAACCAAAUUGCAAAACGCGUUGAUUUCUAGUGAGAAUAAUGAAAAGGAGAUUCAGAAAAGUGAUGAGCAGGAAAUCACGAUGGAUCAAAAUGAACUGUUAAAGAGACUCGAAGAGGCCAGACAAGCUCAGAAGAACUUUAUUGAAGAACGUGUAUGUGCACCCAGUCCCAUACUGAUUCAUAGCAAAGCUGUUGAACUUGGAACUCUCAUCCAAAAUGAGGAAGUAAAAAGUUGUUUCGAGAAAAUGGUCACUGAAGCUUGGAAGAGCGCUGUCAUUUUCAUUAGUGAAAAAUAACUCAAUUAUUAGUUAUAAGGAUUUAUGUAACUAGCAGUAUUUGAGACAAACCUCACUCUUAUCAUUUUGCCAUACAAUACAAUUUUUAUUUUAUUUUUUAUCUUUAAUUAUAGUUUGUAUAAUUAUUCCAAAAACAUUCAUUUUGUUUUCCGUUUUUCUUUCUGAAAACGAAAUUUCACUUUCAUUACGGUGUUUUUUUUUUAUUUUUGUAUUAGAGAACCGACAAAUUGGUCAAGAAAUCAGGUACAUUGACUAAGUAAUUUAUUUUUAUGUUUGUAGAUUCCAGAAGAUAUCUAUGUAAGCGAUGUACACAAAAUCAGUGAAGCUCAUUGAAAUCAAGACGACUGUUCAGUAUUUUUUUAUUAAUAAAAAAGUAUAGUUAAUUAA